Penicillium roqueforti is the source of this 759-nucleotide messenger RNA. Its product is annotated as 18S rRNA pseudouridine methyltransferase. Gene Ontology annotation, biological process: rRNA base methylation. The coding region runs from base 1 to 759 and encodes 252 amino acids. The record is from RefSeq and is a predicted model, not a curated record. Gene Ontology annotation, cellular component: small-subunit processome; nucleolus. The transcript has 2 exons. Lineage: Eukaryota; Fungi; Ascomycota; Eurotiomycetes; Eurotiales; Aspergillaceae. Gene Ontology annotation, molecular function: rRNA binding; rRNA (pseudouridine) methyltransferase activity.
AUGUCUGACUUUUCAUCGCCAGGGACCCAAUCAUGCCCUCCUCCAGAGCUUCCCCAGCUCGUCGCCGAACAGCAUAUGCCAAUUCCUCCCCAUGACAAGAACACCCAACGCUUGAUUGUGGUCCUCUCCAAUGCCAGUCUGGAAACCUACAAGGCUGUCUCCAGUGGACGUUCAGGAACCAAGGAUGAGAAGUUCUCUCUGUUGAACAGCGAUGAGCACAUCGGUAUCAUGCGCAAAAUGAACCGCGAUAUCAGUGAAGCCCGACCGGAUAUUACCCACCAGUGUCUGCUCACUCUUCUCGACUCCCCCGUGAACAAGGCCGGUCGGCUCCAAAUUUUCAUCCACACCGCCAAGGGCGUCUUGAUCGAAGUCAACCCUUCCGUCCGUAUCCCGAGAACAUUCAAGCGGUUCGCCGGUCUCAUGGUGCAACUGCUCCACCGACUCUCCAUCCGUUCGACCAACUCGCAAGAAAAGCUUCUCAAGGUUAUCAAGAACCCGAUCACCGACCAUCUUCCCCCGAACUGCCGCAAGGUGACCAUGAGUUUCGAGGCGCCCGUGGUCCGCACCAAGGACUAUCUAGAGACGCUGAACCCCAAUGAGAGUGUCGCCAUCUUCGUCGGUGCCAUGGCCAAGGGAAACGACGACUUUGCGGACUCUUUUAAGGAUGAAACCAUCAGUAUCAGUAAUUACAGUCUUAGUGCCAGUGUGGCCUGCAGCAAGUUCUGCCACGCUGCCGAAGAGGUCUGGGAUAUUCUCUGA